AGCGAGGCUAUUUUUUUAUUUAUAAAUAUCUCGGGCCCAUCGCCAAGCGACCGUUCGAGAGCUUAGCCUAGACAUUUAUCCUUGACAUUUCGUCAAGAGCGAGAUUCCGCAGCCAGACGAACUGUCGCGAGAGCCAAGACGCGCUUUCCCGCGUCGCCGUCUGAAGCGUCACAUGAUGCGGUUGCAAGGUGCCGAAGCGCGGGCUAUACACUAACCUCACUGACGAUCAGCUGAAAUGUGUCAAUUGCCGCCUGUCGCAAUCAAGUUAGGUGCAUUUCAGUGAAGAUUAAAUUUCAUCUUCUGUUUGCAGAAAAGCCUCCGUAGAGAAUGGAAAAAUUCGUGUUAAAUUGUUGACACGUAAAUCGGAGACACGUUUCAGUCUGAAAAAAAAAGAGAACAAAAUCCGUCUCGAUUUAUAUUCAAAUGAAAUUCACAAUGACGAAGAUGAACAGUGAGGUAAUCGUGCGCGUAUUAUACGGAAGCGAGACCGGAACCGCUCAAGACGUCGCCGAGCAGAUCUGGAAGAGUGCCAAAAGAAAAGGAUUACAAAGCACUGUUUCAUCUCUGGAAGACUAUGAUACUUGCAAUCUUAUUUCUGAUCAACUGGUGAUCUUUGUGAUAGCUACCACAGGACAAGGUGAUCCUCCAGCCAAUAUGCGACAAUUUUGGCGGCUGUUGUUGCGCAAAAAUCUCCCUACAAACAUGCUGCAAGAUCUGAAAUACAGUGUACUAGGUCUAGGUGAUAGCUCUUACCAGAAAUUCAACUUUGCUGCAAAGAAGCUGAAUAAGCGGUUGGCACAGUUGGGUGGAAAGGAAUUGUUACCGAUCGGCUUGGCGGAUGACCAGCAUAAUUUGGGAAUAGACGCCAUUGUUGAUCCUUGGGUAAAGAAACUCUGGGAGGUUGUUGAGAAUGUUUUCAACGUUUCUGUCGAGGACAAAGUUGACAAAGAAAACUCGAUAAUCGAAAGAUAUGACAUAGCCGUGGUAGAAAAGGGUCAGACGAGUUCCAUGGAUAAUCUUUGUCAAUCCAGAAACAACAUCUAUGCAGAGGAAGCACUCAUAAAGGAUGAGGUGCGAAUAGGGACGGUGGUCGAAAAUAAAAAAACCACAUCAGAGGACCACUUUCAGGACGUAAGACUGAUCCAGAUACAAGCGAACGGCGUCGAAUAUCAGCCGGGUGACGUUGUCUAUGUCCGACCAAAAAACUCUGUGGAACAAGUGAGACAUUUCUUCGACAUCCUUCAUGAGCACAACGUGAAGCUCUUCCCGGAUACAGUGAUACAAGUGUCGCAGAGGGAGAUAAAGGUGCCCUUUGUGCUGAAGCGCAGCUUGACUCUCGGGGAAAUUGUAGAACAAUAUUGGGACUUGAACUUCAAGCCACGUCGAUCCACUAUGUACACUCUGUCCUUAAUCAGUGAGAACGAACUGGAGAAGGAGAAGCUUUGCGAGUUUUCCAGUCCAACUGGCCAAGAGGAGCUGUACGACUACAUCAACAGACCGAGAAGAAAUAUCCUGGAACUCCUGGCGGACUUUCCGCAUACUACCAGCAAGCUAAACGCGAGGGUACUUUUCGAAAUCAUGUCUCCUGUGAAACCGCGCGCUUACAGCAUCGCCUCCAGCUCGAAAACUACUCCAAACGCGAUACAGAUUCUGGUAGCAGUUGUCAGGUACAAGACGAGGCUGUUGGAGCCGCGUUUCGGUUUGUGUUCGCAGUGGUUAGCUGGUUUGAAGAGUAACGACAAGGUGGUGUUCUGGUUGCAAAAGGGGACCUUUCAGUUCACGAAGGACAAGCCGAUGAUUCUGAUUGGUCCUGGCACAGGACUGGCGCCGUUUAGGUCUCUGUUUCUCGAGAGAGCUAUAACUAACAAGAGUCUAAAGGAUUAUGUGCUCUUCUUUGGCUGUAGGAACAAGGAGAAGGAUUACCAUUGCAAGGAUGAUCUGGAGAGACUGUCUAAGCAAAAGGACUUGAAAGUGUUUUGCGCAUUCUCCAGGGACCAAGAGAAUAAAGUGUAUGUGCAACAUAUUAUACGUCAACAAAGAGAGUUGUGCUGGCAAUUUUUACGGGACGGUGGCAACAUUUAUCUAGCAGGAAACUCGAAAAACAUGCCGAACGAUGUACGUGACGAAUUCGUCUGUUUAGCGAAGGAAACAGGUGAAAUGUCGAAAGAAGAGGCGGAAGUAUUCAUCGGGCAUUUAGAGAAAAGCAAUCGAUAUCAGUGCGAGACUUGGGGUUAAUACUAAAGAAGAUGUAGAGAAUCACAGAAAGAGAAAUCGUGCAACAGAUUGGAAGAGACAUGUAAUAGGUAAAACUGUUAUUUUUUCUUGUACAAAGGAAUGUAUAUACCGAGCAUUUAUGAGCUCGUACUUGCGAGAAAUAUACACAUGUAUCUUCUCAUA
Molecule: messenger RNA, 2397 nt
Organism: Harpegnathos saltator (Jerdon's jumping ant)
Lineage: Eukaryota; Metazoa; Arthropoda; Insecta; Hymenoptera; Formicidae
Product: NADPH-dependent diflavin oxidoreductase 1
Exons: 4
Coding region: 424-2235 (603 amino acids)
Cellular component (GO): cytosol
Molecular function (GO): flavin adenine dinucleotide binding; NADPH-hemoprotein reductase activity; FMN binding
Source: RefSeq, a predicted model, not a curated record